CAAAAAUCUAAAUAAAUGUUUCUUAUACUCUUAUUUUCUCUUGUGCAAUCAUAAAUAAAUGAUUGUUAGAUUCAACAAGGAGAAUGUUUAGAUAAUUAUGAUCCAGUUUGUGGACUAAAUAUAUCUAAUGGACAGAUCUAAACCUUUAUUAAUAAUUGUUAUGCUUGUAAAGCUAGUUAAGUGGUUAAAUACAUAAAUGGAGAUUGUAAAAAGAAAGAAGAUAAUUUAAAAACUGAAAGUCCUUCCACAUCUGUUGGAGUAGAUAAUAAUGUUCCUUAAACUACAAAUGGAAAUUAUACCUAAACCUUUUAUUGUACUAAUCCUAGACCUAGUAUUUGUGAUACUAUGUAAAAAUUAUUUAAGAACUUUUAGUGAAAAAUCUACAUGUGGUCUCUUUGAUUCAACAACAAAAUGCACUGGAUAAAAUUGUUUAUAAUAAUUCUCUAAUGAAUGCUUAGCUUGUAGAAACACUUCAAUUCAUAGUUACUUCUUUGGAAAUUGUUCUGAUUACAAGUAUUUAAUUAAUUUAUAAUUUAAGACCCAAACCUCCUACUAUAAUUUAAUGUAAUACUUAAUCUUCUUAGAAUUGUGAAUUGAAAGAAUAAAUUACAGUUUGUGGCUUUUUAGAUGAAACUGCAAUAUGUUAAAAUCCUCCAUGUUUAUAACCAUUCGAUAAUUAAUGUGAACCUUGCUAAUAAGUUAAUAUUACAUCAUAUUUUAUUGGUGACUGCAAUCAAUAUUAACAAUUAUUUUACAAUGCUCAACAAUUAAUGGAUUCCUUUGUUCCUAAUUAUUAAUAUUGUUAAGCUUAAAGACCUUCUGAAUGUGAUUAAGAAUAUGUUUAAACUUGUGGUGUCUUAAAGUCUUGCAAGAAUAAUGGUUGUGAAAGAACUUUUGAUAAUCCAUGUAGUGCUUGUCAAAAUCAUUAAAUUGAAGGCUAUUAUAUUGGAGAAUGCUUAAAUAACUUUACACAAGCAAUCUCCAUUUUUAUUAUUGCUUUGUUAAUAUAAUGAUAAUAACUAAUUAAAUAUAUAUAUAUAA
This is a messenger RNA of Paramecium sonneborni, 1041 nucleotides long. NCBI's taxonomy places the organism in Eukaryota, Ciliophora, Oligohymenophorea, Peniculida, Parameciidae. The record is from the annotation of a GenBank genome assembly.